AUGGUGCCACACCUGGCAAACGGUGCUGCUGCGCCCGCUGUGCCACAGAUGCCAGCUGUUCAAGAGCACACGGAUGUCGUUCACGACACGCAGUUUGACUACUAUGGUCUGCAGCUCGCCACUGCCAGCUCCGAUAGAACGAUCGGCAUUUACGUCGCCCGGGCGGGUGCCCCGUUGAACCGCGUGGCAACUCUUACCGGUCAUGAGGGCCCUGUGUGGAUGGUCAGUUGGGCACACCCACGCUUCGGCAACCUUCUCGCCUCCGCCUCGUACGAUCAGAAGGCGAUAAUCUGGAAAGAGAUCCGCCAGGGUGCACCCAAGUGGACUCCUGUGCAUGUCAUCGACAUCCACCAGGGCAGCGUAAACGCGGUGCAGUGGGCGCCGGAGGAGUACGGCCCGGUCGUCGCCACCGCCAGCAGCGACGGCACCGUUGCCAUCACCACAUACCGUGACGGCUGCUGGCAGCCUAGCAUGAAGCUAAGCAACAAUAGCAACCAAAUUGCGCACGCAAUGGGGGCGACGAGCGUAACGUUCGCGCCGUUCAAGUCGGAGCUGGCAGACCACGUAGUGGUCGCAUCUGGCGGAUGCGACGGUCACGUGCGCCUUUGGGUGUCUGCGAGCUCCCCAGAGCGCGGCUUGGGGUUUGAACUGCAUCAGGUGAUCGAAGCGCACGCGGACUGGGUUCGCGAUGUUGCAUUCUGUCCUUCAUCCCCGGCAUCCCGCUUCGUCAUCCUUGCGUCGUGCGGGCAGGAUAAGACAGUUGUGAUGUAUCGGAAGCCGUGGGAUCAGCUGUGCGCGGAGAUUAGCGAAGGUGUCUCGCAGGCUACGGAAUGGGAGCGGAGUGUCAUCGAGUUUGCAGAGCCUGUCUGGAGGCUUUCAUGGGCCCCUUCGGGUGAGAUGCUUGUGGUGACAAAUGCAAAGUCCGAAGUGUUUGUGCUUCGCGAAGGUGUCGACUUCACCGAACCGUGGAUUAAGCUUCCUUUGAAGGACUUCCAGCAGUAG
This is a messenger RNA of Leishmania mexicana MHOM/GT/2001/U1103, 1002 nucleotides long. Its product is annotated as putative protein transport protein Sec13. The record is from RefSeq and is a predicted model, not a curated record. Bases 1 to 1002 code for a protein of 333 amino acids. The transcript has a single exon. Gene Ontology annotation, biological process: COPII-coated vesicle budding; protein import into nucleus. Lineage: Eukaryota; Euglenozoa; Kinetoplastea; Trypanosomatida; Trypanosomatidae. Gene Ontology annotation, cellular component: nuclear pore outer ring; COPII vesicle coat. Gene Ontology annotation, molecular function: protein binding; structural molecule activity.